Pungitius pungitius (ninespine stickleback) is the source of this 6233-nucleotide messenger RNA. RefSeq names its product ASXL transcriptional regulator 2 (gene asxl2). The record is from RefSeq and is a predicted model, not a curated record. The transcript has 12 exons. The coding region runs from base 470 to 3880 and encodes 1136 amino acids. Gene Ontology annotation, biological process: positive regulation of transcription by RNA polymerase II; animal organ morphogenesis. Gene Ontology annotation, molecular function: peroxisome proliferator activated receptor binding; DNA binding; chromatin binding. NCBI's taxonomy places the organism in Eukaryota, Metazoa, Chordata, Actinopteri, Perciformes, Gasterosteidae. Gene Ontology annotation, cellular component: PR-DUB complex.
ACAGAAUAUUCGCAUUGAACUAAGAUUGUAAUACGCUGCCUUGACGUCAAAAUACUAAACCAAGUUAAUAUAUUACUUGCAAACGCUUGGCAAUAUAUCAGAAUACAGUAAUGAAUGCUGCGAGCACUAUAGCUAGCUGCCUAGGUUAGCAUGCUAAUGACUGCAAACAUCAAAACUCCCCGCAACUAACAUAAAUUCAUAAUUACAGCUUAACGUUAUUGUUCAUGUAGACAUCCACUGUUCAUCUGUGCAAAAGCGUUAUAUGCACUGAGUAAGCCUAUACUUAUUUGCGUAACAUAAACUCUACAGAUGGUUAGCAUUCCUUGUGAUACCGUUAGUUUCUACACACCAAGUGCUGUUUUGCCGAGAUGCUCAACAUGUUACAGCAAUGCAUCAGCAGCCCCUACACGACGGUACAAGCUAGGAGCGAAAUAAAAAGCCUGUUUUGGAGAAAUACCCUAACACGCCCAUGAGUCACAAGGAGAUCUUGCAGGUGAUCCAAAGAGAAAGACUUAAAGAAAUAAGUGGAACCUCGCCUCUGGCAUGUCUGAACGCAAUGCUGCACACAAACUCUCGUGGAGAGGAGGGGAUGUUCUACAAAGUCCCAGGCAGGAUGGGGGUCUACACAUUAAAGAAGGACAUCUCAGAUGUGGCAAACGAAAUGUCUGAGGAGAGCUCUGAGGAGAGCAGUGACAAUCUGUCGGACUCCCACAGCACAGAAAAUGACAGCAGUGCCCUCGCACGAGAGGGCAGGAAAGGAAGAUGGAUGCGAAGAGCUCCCACCAAGCUGCAGUCACAGCCGUCCUCUCCGCAGCCUCGAUGCACGUCGCCCUCUGUCCCCACCGGUAAACUCAUCUCCCCCUCGCAGAAACACGGCAAGAAAGCUUUGAAACAGGCCUUAAAGCAGCAGCAACAGAGAAACCAGCGCAGACAGGGGGGAAUGCCAACCACCCAGAGUCCUAGACUACUUCUGAAAACCAUCAAAGAUAUGUCCGACACCACUGCUACAAAGACCGACCUAUGCCGCCCAGUUGUACCUCGCAAGGUUCCUCAGAGGUCAGGCCGCCUUGGGGCAGGGCAGCUAAGACGUACAAAGUGCAAAAUAGAUGUGGAAACUCCAGACUCCAUUUUGGUCAACACCAACCUAAGGGCGAUCAUCAACAAGCACACCUUCUCCGUCCUGCCUCCUGACUGCCAACAGAGGCUGCUCAAACUUCUACCUGAAGUUGACCGGCAGGCUUGCAUGGACGGCCUUCAGAAGGUCACCAGUUCUGCCUUGAACAAUGAGUUCUUCACGUCAGCUGCCCAGUCUUGGAAGGAGAGACUGGCUGAGGGAGAAUUCACACCUGAGUUGCAGCUACGAAUACGCCAAGAAAUAGAGAAGGAAAAGAGAGUUGAGCUCUGGAAGGAUGCCUACUUUGAGAACUAUUACGGGGAGAAUUCUGGGCUCAGCUUUGAGGAAUCCAAAGAGCUGACGGAGGCCGACGUGAAUCAGGAGUCCACCAUGCCCCGUUCCUCGCCUCAUCCGACGGGACCUGCUGCCCAAGCACCAGUGAACCCCAAGGCCAACGAGGACAGUGGCGCUGCAGCUACCGCGGUGAAGGACAGCAAGCCCCCAAAGGAGCCUCCGAAGGCGCAGGUGGCCCAGAGGGAGCCCGUCCCCACCACCGAGCCCAUGAGGACGCGGCGGGCACAGUACGCCGAGGGCCGUAAAUUGAGCGGCACGGCGCAGCCCGAGCCCACCACUGCGGUGAAAAGACCAAAGGCCGAGGAGCCGACUGGAAAGGCCUCGGCAGAUGCACUGCCUGAAAAGGAGUUUAAAGAGGAAGCGAAGCAGGAGAAAACUGAAGUCCCCCCGUCGCCUGCAAAGACGAGCCGUUCAUUAUCGGCUAGUCCGGAGGUGAAAGCGGAUGAGCCGGCGUCUGCGGUUAAACCUGCUGAAGAGAGCAAAGGGGUCGUCUCUGAGCCGCUGAAAAGGAAAUCUCUCAGUGAGAUUGUCGAUGAAUUGACACCAGAGAAAAGGCCCCGUUUGACCUCGGUGUCCUCAUUGUCCUCAGUCUCUUCUGCAUCUCCAGCGACAUCCAUGUCUAGCCCUGCUACACCGACCUCCGCGACAAAUCACAGGGUUCCCCCACUCAAGAUACCAGUGGCACGAAUUCUUCCUGUUCCUCUGUCACCGAGUCAAGUCUCCCCCAGGACUCCUCUCCCAGCCCCGCUUAGCAGCCCGGGCCGUACCGGUGCUCGCACUUUGGCUGACAUCAAAGCCAAAGCUCAGCUGGCCCGGGCACAGCGGGUAGCAUCGAAGGGAGCGGUGCCGGGCCCGGUGCCGGGCCCGGGGCCGGGCGGAGGCAGCGGUGCGCAGAAACAGCCUUCGCCCAGCUCAACGCCCCCCCAGGCAUCGACCAGGCUACCGGCCUCCAGCAGCAGCAGUCAGACCAGUGCACCUCCUUCUCGCCCACUGGAAUCUUUUGGUCAGCUGAGCCCGGAGUCGUCUCAAACCUCUUACCCCAGCAACGUGGACGAAGACGGCAAAAGUCGAUCCGCUGGUUCGGUCAGUGCAGCACCCGAUGGCAUUGAUGUGCAUGCUCUGAAGGGACAGGGAACCAUUGCUGGAUCAUCAACGGCCGGCUGCUGUGCCUCUGCAAAUCACACGCUGGUCACUCCGCUUCUGCAGGGUAAAGAGGUUCCGUUGGAGCAGAUCCUCCCUAAAUCAAUUUCCACGUUGGAAGUGAAGAUGUCAAACGUACCCUCUGGUAGUAAGGGGACGACGCCGCACUCUGCUGAGCACAGGGCAGAUAGGCCACUGUCCCACCAGUUCAAUGCAGCAGGAGGAGUGGUCUCAGAAUGCACAAGGCACCAAAGGGAACUUCCCGAUAAGCAGACUCAGGAGCAGAUCCUGCACACUCUAAUGCAGAGGAAAGGCCAGCAGAGCCAGAUUCACGCUGGCAUGGGGCCUCAGCACCAAGGCCAUCAGCUGGGGCAUGCAAAAGAACGUCAGGACAAAUCCAGGAUUACGGGGGGACUUCUGGGUCGAAAGAGGAUACCCAGGCCUGCCAUGACGGGGCAUUACCUGCUCAAUGUGUCCACGUACGGGCGAGGACAGGAGGGCAAGAAACUGCAGCAGUCGGUCAUCUCCAACGUGUCUCUGUCCAGUUUAAAAAGGGAAAGCACAGAAGAAGAGGAGGCGGCAAAGGACGAAGAACCCGCCAGUAAAUGUUUCUUCCCUGCCUCGGUGGUUAAAAGCGAGCAGCUUGGAUUCUCGAUAGCCAAGCAUGACGAGGCAGCGAGCGUUCAGCAUUGCUCCGAUGUAAAGAGCGAGCCUGGACCGGAGGACGGCGCAGCCCGCGGCGAACACAGCUUCCCCGGCGCCACAGCCAAGGACGCCGGCCCUUUUUCUCAGUCACUCCGAAGGCACCUCCAACUCCGCAAUAGUACCCAAGGAACCUCGCAGCCAUAUCUCACCCCAGCGGACCCCCAUCACCAGCGGCAGUCUGCUUUUCUCGCGCAGAGGACGCUCGAUGAGCAGGAAGUCGUGGCGGCGUCAUGCUACGGCGGCACCAUCAGCAUGUCCGUGCCUCACACUCUGAACCACAGCGCCGCGGGCGCCGGCUCUCCCGCGGCCUCGUCCGAGGCGGACGGCGGCGGGAGCGUCAUGUCUUUCUCGGUGACCGUCACCACCAUACCGGGCGGCCACUCGGUGGACCAGGGCGAGCCCUCGCCCGAGCAGUCGUUCAUCGAGGGCUCCGACAUGGAGGAGGUGCAGUCCAAAUGCUACUGCAGACUGAAGGCGAUGAUCGUGUGCAAGGGAUGCGGCGCCUUCUGCCACGACGACUGCAUCGGCCCCUCGAAACUGUGCGUGUCGUGUUUAGUUGUGCGAUGACGUGAGACGAAGGAGACCUCGCGCUUUGAUUGGUGUUGAAGGCAGACGCGAGGCAGCAGCAGGUCGUUGAUGAAACAACCAUCACGCGGUCGCUGUUGGAAGUGGAAGGAUUUACACUGGAUGGUCUUUUGUUUCAACAACAUCUAUAAAAAGGUGUUCCGUGUAACUUUUCAGAUUUUUAAUCCAAUCAGUAGUGUGUCAGAUGUGUGACAAAGGUCAAGUCUGGCAAUGUUUGCACUUGGCUAGGGUUAGUGUCAUAUAUUUUUAUAUAUAUAUAUAUAUCUAUAAAUGUGUAGUUUGAAACUAAAAAAGGAGGGAAAAAAUGAAUGUUGCUAUUUUUGUAGAACAUAAUGACUGAUUUGUUUAAUACUGACACUUUAUUAUUGGGCCCGAUUUAGUUGUGGUUUAAUGGCAAAAAAGGGCGCUUAUGAUAAUCAUUUGGUGUGGAGUACCUCCUGGCAUUUAUGCACGCAUGGCAGGAAAGUGCAAUGCACAGUAACUCUUGUGUAAAAGCUGUACAUUUAUUACUGAUCACACACAAUAAUUACAAAGAACAUGAAUAGUUUUAGAAAGAAAGAAAUGGCAUUGAUUCGUGAGGAUUGCACAUUACAUUAGUUUUUGACUAAGCACUUGAAAACCACCUGGAUAUAUGAUAGUAACUUGGUUUGGACACUUUUACAUAUAACAAUACGGACAUGUUCCUUUUGGCAUAUUGAGAUAUUUCCAGGUCAGGAGUAAAUUCCUACUGUGUUAACCUUUUUCUCCCCAAAAAGCCGGUUUGUAGAUAGUGUCUCCCAUGAGGUGAGUUUUCUCCUCAUCGUAUGUCUAUAUUCAAAAAGUCAGCAGUGGCAAACAGUAAAAAUAACACUUAAGGCAGAGGGAGAAAAUUAAGAUAAGUUAGCUUUUUCACUAUAAAUAUUUGUUGAUUUACAGUGUAUUUUAUUUUAUUUGUGCUGCACACAUUGAUCGAUCUUGUUAAUUACAAAUCAUUUUUAAUGUGGAAAGUAAAUGGAGAGGAACAGUCAGUUAUGCUAAAACGCUAAAUGUCUCAUCAUAACGUGAUUAAGCAAUGAGGAUUUGGCUGUACAAUAUGAAGCUGAUUAACAGGUGGCUGUAUUGUUACCAUUUAAAUGGCCUUUUUCCAGACAAUCAUUCAGAGGAUGAAGUACCCUAAGCACAGAAUAAUACUGGAUCGAGUUUAUAUAAUGUACUACAACUACAAUGUGCAAUCAUGAGUGAGCCCAUUGGUGUUGUGCGCACUGUGUUGUUACAGCCUUGUAGCUGCAUUUGGAUAAAGUUAACACAGUAUGAAUCGGCGCUGUACCAUGAAUUCACUUUCAAGAUGGUAGUGUGGAGCGUCACCUCAGCGGCUAUUUCUUUUGGUGUUUGUGUAUCAACUUUAUUUUAAAAUCUCCUGGAGGUGCAAAGUAGACCAGUUUUAUAGCAAUCAUUUUUAAGGUAACUUUUAAAGAAAGUAAUAUUGUAAUCACAAAGUAAUAUAUUUUAAUUAAUAUAUUUUAAUAUGAAAAAAUAAAUCUAUUUGGUUAUUGUCUUUUUGAAUAUCAACAGGGUAUUUACUAUAAUAUAUUGGCAGUCAGUUGUUUCCUAUAGUUUUGUUUGGACUGGACAGACCGCCAUACAGAGAAUAACUUGACUUUUAUACAUCAAAUUGCCCAUUUAUCAAUAUUCUGUAUGUGACAGCUCUUGGAUCUCUUGUCUAUAUUUUUCCAUAGAGGUGAUAUAUGAACCUUUUGUGCUGUUGACAUUUUUGUCAUUACUUUAAGCUUGAUUAAAUAAAGUCCAUUUUUUAAUGUAUUUAUUACAUUGAGGCUUGGGGAAAAUUGGUUUUAAGAUUAUAGGGCUAGAGUCAGGAGAGUGUUCCACAUGUUUAACAUAGUCAUUUCAAUAAAACUUGCGUAUCUGUAUUUGAUUUUGUUUUCACAAAUUGAAUAUUUUCCCCAUGAAUAUUCAGUUCUUAUUUGGUUGCAUGUGAUGUUGUAUUUACUCCUGUAGAGUUGGGGACUGGAUUGCACUGCAAAAAACAAUCAAACAACUCAAAAGGCAGCUGAAAUCUUUGUUCUGAGGACUGAGAGGUGCGUCAGGCAGCAGUCCCCGCUGACAUCCAGGUUACCUGUCAGGUGUGCAUUCGGAGGAGCAGUUCAUAAAGCUCUGUCCAGAAAGCGUCAUGGACAAUCAACACCAUUUUCGAAAUGUCAACUUUUAUCAAUGCAUCAUUUUGUCUCCAUUUAAACUCUGGGUGAAUGUAAAAUAGUAAUCAGCACUUAUAAACAAAGUGUAUUUUAUCAGAAGUUAUAGACUAUUAUGAAUAAAUAAUAAAGAAAAGCGUCAUGUG